UAUAUAUAUAUAUAUAUAUAUAUGCAUCUUUUUUCUGCCUAUCUUGUUUUCUCUUUCAUCUUUAUACAACGUUCGUCGUGUUGUGUCUGCUGUUGCAACGACGAAAAGGACGUCUCUGAGUCCGGAUCAUUCAGUGUGUGUGUGUGUGCGUGUGUAAAUUAAAGAAGAAUUUCGCGAUGAAGCUUUUUUUUGGAGAUUGAUGUAACGUCAAGAAAAAAACAAAAGAAAGAACAAAAAAUACAGAUCAGCUGGCACACAAAAUGGAACCCAAAGAUUGGCGAGAACCGGCUCAUCAUGCAAGAAGACCAAUGAAUGCAUUCUUAAUUUUUUGUAAGCGACAUAGAGGAUCCGUACGAUCUGGAUUUCCACACUUAGAAAAUCGUGCGGUUACAAGAGUUCUUGGAGAAUGGUGGGCAACACUUAAUCCAGAUCAAAAACGUACCUAUAAGAAUUUAGCACAGGAGUACAAAGAUGCCUUCUUAAAAGCGAACCCUGAUUUCAAAUGGUACAAGUUACCAGCUCCUCCUUUACGUACUUUUGCUACAAGACCUACAAAUAAAAAGCAAGAAAUAGAAACCGUGGACCAGGCUACAGAAAGUGUCAAAUCCGAAUACGAGUCUUCCGAUUAUACAAAUUCAGAUAAUAAAGAUGGUCAGGCCAUACAGCCAGGCAAGUUAGCAGACGAAUCUCAAAUUGGUGGCCUUAGCUCUCUUUUUACUCCGCAAAAGGUGCAAUUAACCGAAGAGCAAUUAACGACUCACAAUGAUGUUCCUGAAAAAGAAGUUACAGCACCAAAACCCCCUAAAAAGAGAAAUCCAGAAUUGCUUCUUGCUCUUGAACAUAAAAACGAAUGCAAAGUUGAUCUUUUUAAUGAAAAGAAAAGGAAGCAUUCUGAAUCAAAUAACAAUGAACAACAUACAACGCAUAUAGAAAAACACGUGGCAAACUCAUUCCUGGACUCAAAUGCUAAUUCUGAAGAAAAUAAUUACAGAGGUGAAAGAACCUGCAAAGGAUUACGGUAUCAAAAAUUUUUAGCUGAACAUAUUAGGCAUAUCGGACCAUCUGGACAAAAUAAUAAACGAAAAAAAUCAACAACGUCGUAUAGUCCUGAAGGGCGAAUAAAUGAGAGAAGAAAUUCCAUAUCUUCCAAUAUUAGUGAAAAAACUGAUUCUUUAAGUAGCGAAGGUGGAAAUAGUUCACGUGGUGAACUAGAACAUUUAGUGGAAAGUGCUGAAGGAAAUAUGAAAGCUUCAAAACCGGAAGAAACAGAAACGGAAGAUGCAGAAAGUGAAGUGGAUUUUGGACCUUGGACAACACGUAAAAGAUUUCGUGCUGAGGAUUUUAAUUUAGAAAAAAAAAUUGAAGCUUUACCUUCCUUAAGUUUAGAAGAAUUUCAAAGAAAGAAAAAACAACAGCGUAUAAACAAGAAAAAGAUUUUGCAAAAACUGAAUACAAAUAAAUGGUGCCAUGUUAAUUUCAAUAACAGUCAAAGCAAUAGACAAAAUAAUAAAAAUGAAUUACAUACAACAGAAGACGGUGAAAAGUCACUUUUGGUAGGAAGUCAAAAAAGAAAAGCACGAAAGCAAAGCAUUACACGUAAUGCAGCAGCGACAACUACUUCCAAUAUGUCUGGAAAUCAAGAAUCAAAGACAUGGUGUGCAUCACCGGACCUGGAAGCAUUGGCAUGUCUUGCAGCGGUUGCCGCCAAUAGAACAAAACUUACCAAAAAUAAUGCUUAACUAUUGAACCCACAAUCAUGCAUAAGUUUAAUAUUUGUGCUACACGGAACAAGGUGUUAUUAAAUUUUAUUAUCAAUAUAAUUUACUAUCACCGCAGGAUUAUUAAAGUUUCUGAUACAAGUGUUAUUAUCGUAAAAAAAAAAUAUCAUAAUAUUUCUAACGUGA
This is a messenger RNA of Vespula pensylvanica (western yellowjacket), 1904 nucleotides long. It is a transcript of the gene bbx, whose product is annotated as HMG box transcription factor BBX. Gene Ontology annotation, biological process: regulation of transcription by RNA polymerase II. The coding region runs from base 261 to 1739 and encodes 492 amino acids. Gene Ontology annotation, cellular component: nucleus. Gene Ontology annotation, molecular function: DNA-binding transcription factor activity, RNA polymerase II-specific; RNA polymerase II transcription regulatory region sequence-specific DNA binding. The record is from RefSeq and is a predicted model, not a curated record. Lineage: Eukaryota; Metazoa; Arthropoda; Insecta; Hymenoptera; Vespidae. The transcript is spliced from 9 exons.